Polyodon spathula (Mississippi paddlefish) is the source of this 991-nucleotide messenger RNA. Its product is annotated as probable ATP-dependent RNA helicase DHX40. NCBI's taxonomy places the organism in Eukaryota, Metazoa, Chordata, Actinopteri, Acipenseriformes, Polyodontidae. The transcript has 3 exons. The record is from RefSeq and is a predicted model, not a curated record. Bases 56 to 391 code for a protein of 111 amino acids.
UGGAUCUAUAGUUCACAUUCAUCCAUCCUCAGCAUUGUUUGAGCAGGAAUCACAGAUGGACUGGAUUAUCUUCCAUGAUGUGCUGGUAACCUCCAAGAUAUACGUGAGAACAGUGUGCCCUAUCCUCUACGAAUGGGUCAAGGACUUGCUGCCAAAGUUACACGAGAUUGAUGUGUACGAGCUGAGCAGUGUGGCGAGGGAGGAGGUGACAGAGGAGGAUGUGGCAAAGUGGGAAAUUAAAGAAACGGCCAAAAGACAAAAAGCAGAAGCACAGGGGGAGGCUCUGAAGAAACUGGAGAAGAGGAACGAUGAGAGCUCUGUGUGCGACGCUCGGGCGCGCUACCUGCAGAGAAAGCAGGAGAGGGAAGGGAAGCAGGGGAAAGUGCAGUGAAGAAGGAAACGAGAAGCACAGGGGGGUGUCCAUCUGAGGAAGCAAGGGGCCUGGAAUGUCAUGCUUUCUAUUCUCCUUCUCCCAGCUGAGACAACAUACAGGGAGCAAUGCUGAGUGUGCUGGAGCCGUGGCGCUGUGCGGAAAUCUCUUCAUCUGUGUUGAUCAACUCUGCAGGAAAUGUUGUAAAUGCCAUUGCAUAAUGUGUACCUAUUACUGAUCAAAAAAGGAUAGAACGGAAACAUAAUCUUGAUUGUCAGAAUGUAUUCUCUGAGCUGGAAUUGAGCUUCUGGUAUUUGUUUAAGAUUACAUAAAUUUGUGAAUGCUGUAUUCUCCUUUUUCACAGCAUGGACACCUUAUUGUAUGAGUUCUUAAUGGCUAUAUCUAGCUCUGGUCAAAGACAGGUUAAACUUUUGAAUUGUAAACCAAGCUAUUAGAGAAAAUACCGUAUACAAAACAUAAUGAAGGAUACAAUUCAUUGUGAAAGUUCAAAGGUAUUUAUCCUAACCUGUAGCAUAACUAUUGAAUUUCACUGCAUAAAACAUCCCAUAGACACCCAUUGUUGCCUCAAAUAAUCUAGAAAUACUUAUAACUUUUUUUUUU